Molecule: messenger RNA, 1167 nt
Organism: Uncinocarpus reesii 1704
Lineage: Eukaryota; Fungi; Ascomycota; Eurotiomycetes; Onygenales; Onygenaceae
Exons: 1
Coding region: 1-1167 (388 amino acids)
Biological process (GO): signal transduction
Cellular component (GO): cytoplasm
Source: RefSeq, a predicted model, not a curated record
AUGGGUUCUUUUUCGAGCGAGACCGUCGUGCAUCUAGCGCAAGACCCUGACCAUGCAUCAGAGCUAAUCAGCCUCUCCUACCAGUGGAAAGAUCAAGCGGAACCACCGGCAUUCGCUUUAUGGAUGGCCUCCUCAGAGGUAGACCAAAAGUUUUUGGGCCAUUUUGCAACCGCUACGAGCCACACCAAUCCCUUUCUCUCUGGGAUGUUGUAUAAGCUCCUCGGCCUUUCGGUGGUUUUGUCAAAGAAGCUUCUUCGAGCCCGCAAAUCACGUCGACUUGAUCCUACUCGAGAAACGAAAUCGUUACAACUUUACCACCACAUUUUAUGGCUCUCUCGCGAAGGAUUAAUCAUCGUGGAGCAGUAUAUCCUCCCGAUGGUUGCCGAUUACAUUGACCUGAAAGUCCUAUCAUACAAACUCCAAGCCUCGUUUUAUCAUAUCUUCGUUCUCUUUCAUAAUCAGCCGAGGAUCAGUCGCCCAGGGAUUCAAACUUUCCCCUUUUCGACUUCACAUCUUGAUCUCCCUAAUGGCACUCGAAACGGCCAGAAAGAAGUUGACAUUAAUAAUCGUCCAAUCUCGAUCGUUCCCUCGCCACCACCCGACAUGGGCGGCCCCGUAGGGGGUGGGAAGCAUGCUCAAUCCCGCCCUCCAGGCCUUGGAAUGCAACCCGAUAGCCCCAAAAUUGCAGCAUCCUUUAUCCUCCCGGCACUUGAUUACACACCUCGUGCCACUGCAUGCUUUAGCUACGUGGCUCUUCUUGCCGACCAACUCCUCCCGGGCUCGCACCCUAUUAGAUUAUCAGUCAAACUUGAAUACGCAGCGUAUCUAUACGACUGUCUCCACGAUGCAUCGGCUUGCAGACGACUCGCUAAGCAAGCCAUUGCCGACGUGUACAAGGCCCAGGAAGGAAUGGACGAUGAAAGCUUUGAAGAUGCAGCGGAACUUGUUGGCAUUCUGGGCAAGAUGGUUAAAAGAGGAGGGAAAACGAGCAGUGCGGGUGGAAGCAGUGUCGACAAGUCGUGGAGUGAUGGGACUCAUAGCACCCCGACGCGCACCGCAAGAAGCGGAGAUAACACACCUAAAAUGCGCCAGAAGCGCAUCGCUUUGGGCUUGGAAGGUUCAUCACCGGCGAUUGCGCAUGACCCAGUGAUGGGCCACCCGAUUUGA